AUGGAUAGCCACCAGUCCGGGCUGCGCUUCCUUCCGCCCCCUUUCCACCACCCGGGCUGGAGAAGCCACCCUCACCAUGAAUUCCUUGCGCCCAAGCUCACGUCUUCGUGCCUGUACGCGUCGAGGCGCAAAGAACAGGCGCCUUCUUGCCUGGAGUUCGAGGCGGGCAAAUUUCCUCCGGCCCCCCAGCCAGACGUUUCGCCUCUCCCCGGGCUGGAGAUGAAAGAACCGCCUUUCUCGGUUCGCCAAGGAGGACCUCCCCCGCCAAACCUCGCCUCCCGGGCCCUUCCGCAGCCUGGGUUAACCAUCUUCUCGCCGCCGCCACCUUGCGAAGAAUUGACUUCCGCCGCUCCUAACGGGAAUCUACUCGGAGGUAGCCCUUCGCCUUCGGACUUUGCCGAGAAAAGAAAUUACGAGGCGUCGAUCCUACUGAAACCGAGGUACGGACCAGGAGGGAGCAAAGGAAGACCAGAAGAGGAGGAGGAGGAGGAAGAAGAGGAAGAGAAAAAUGUCUUGCCCAAAGCUCCAUCACUAGACCUACCUCAACGCGAUAAAACUUCACAAGGUAACCCCGCGGCCAACUGGCUCCACGCUCGCUCUUCCCGGAAGAAACGAUGCCCCUACACGAAGUACCAGACCUUGGAACUGGAGAAAGAGUUUCUGUUCAAUAUGUACCUCACGAGGGACCGUAGACACGAAGUGGCCCGGCUCCUCAACCUGAGCGAAAGACAAGUCAAAAUCUGGUUUCAGAAUCGAAGGAUGAAGAUGAAGAAAAUGAACAAGGAACAGGGGAAAGAAUGA
Molecule: messenger RNA, 801 nt
Organism: Euleptes europaea (tarantolino)
Lineage: Eukaryota; Metazoa; Chordata; Lepidosauria; Squamata; Sphaerodactylidae
Gene: HOXB9
Product: homeobox B9
Exons: 2
Coding region: 1-801 (266 amino acids)
Biological process (GO): anterior/posterior pattern specification; DNA-templated transcription; regulation of transcription by RNA polymerase II
Cellular component (GO): nucleus
Molecular function (GO): DNA-binding transcription factor activity, RNA polymerase II-specific; RNA polymerase II cis-regulatory region sequence-specific DNA binding
Source: RefSeq, a predicted model, not a curated record